Messenger RNA from Fimicolochytrium jonesii, 2682 nucleotides. RefSeq lists its product as uncharacterized. The record is from RefSeq and is a predicted model, not a curated record. The coding region runs from base 146 to 2599 and encodes 817 amino acids. Gene Ontology annotation, biological process: tRNA methylation. NCBI's taxonomy places the organism in Eukaryota, Fungi, Chytridiomycota, Chytridiomycetes, Spizellomycetales, Powellomycetaceae. The transcript has a single exon. Gene Ontology annotation, cellular component: cytosol.
CAGGGGAAGCCAUUCUGAAUUUAAACGAGGACUUGGAUGACAUAACACAGGCAUAUCCCCCCCGCUUCGGGUCCCUUUCGCAUACAGUACAUACCAGACGCCGUUCAGAAGUGACCUGCGUGGGUAGCAGAAAUGAAUGGACUGAAUGGACUAUAGCAGAAGCAGCAGCACACGUCGAGAGAAGAGCGUCCCUAACUUCCUGGGGCAAAGGCACUCGGCAAUGUCCAACCCUCCAGAGAAGCCUCCCUCCCCACAAGACCUGCUGACAAUCACAGCAGCGCUCGCCGCUCCACCAACAAACGAGCCCUCCCAGUUCCUCACCUCCCAGUUCCUCACCUUCCUCCGCUCAUGCCUCCUGCAAACAACCACACCUCCCAUCUCCAACAAGUUCCGCAAUGACAUCUUGCAGGCAUGCAAAAAGGUCUACGCCGCCGUCAGGAGGGCAUCCCUCCGGAAGACGAGCGAUUCGGGCGGAGAAGAAGAUAAACUCAACAGCUUCGUGGAGCUCGUCCUGCGUCUGCAGAAUGAAUGUACGAUCGUAACCGGGCCGUACCCGCACAUUGCUCUCUCCCUCGGCCUUCUCCAGGUUUUUGUCGGCCUGCAUCGCGGUAUCUCUACCCCCCUCGACGAUCGCACCACUAUACAAUCCAUCGCAACGCAAUUAGUCGAAAUCGUCAUCCACAAUCCGUUUGAGUAUGCCCGAGCAGCCGCCUUCAGUCUCCUACGCGACGAACCGGGAUGGCUGAAGACGGUGCAGCCGCGGACGGGAGAGUUGAUAAACACCGCUGUGGCUUUAUCCCAGGACGUGUCGACGUUGGCGAGGUUACGCGGCGGGAUGGUCUGGCGGUUGGUCGCCUGUCUCGAGUCUGCGAUUCCCUCCGACAUCAAGGAUCCCGUGAUUCACCCCACCUAUGCAUCACUCACCCACCUCUCAUCCCUCCUCACAACCCACCUCUCCUCACCCACCUUCGCAUCCGCCGCACCCAACAUCCACGGCGCCGUCGAAGGUAUCGCGUACGUCGUGCAGGAUAUCACACACAUCCAAUCCGUACCCCGGAACCUAGUGCGUGAGUUGGUGGAUGGGCUUGUAAAGGCGUGUAAGGCGGCGGUGGGGGUGUUUAGGGAGACGAUGUUUUUGGAGGUGGGAGAGGGUGAUGAUGACGAAGGGGAGGAGGACGAGGACGAACAGGCGGGUGAAGAUACUGCAUCGCAAGAAUUUCCACGGAAAGUUCUAAUCGCAGCAGCCUGGCGCACGAUCCGAUCCGGAGGUCUGGCUCUUUCGACGAUCGCGGUCAAACUCGUACAGUCACACUCCUCUGCACGCCACACAGAAACAAUCAUAACCACCACAUAUCACCUCCUCACCAAAACCCUCCUCGAAAUCCGCCACUGGGGCGCCGCCAACUGGACGCAGAAAUCGCUCCAAUCUCUCUGCGCCGCCCUCGUAACAUCACCCACCUACCACCACCUCCCACAGCAGUGGCUGGAUGCCGUCAUCGCGGGCAUCGUCUCACCCGCGGGUACGAGUAGUAGCGUGGAGGCGCAGGUAUACCCCCGCCACGACGACCGCACAUCCGGGCCCGCGCGGAUCCUCCUCGCCAUCCUGCACGGCGCCUUCCCCGACCCCACCGAGCGCAUCACGGUCCUGAACGAAACCGUCGUCGCCCCCCUCCUCGCGUGUCUCAACCCCGGUAACACACAUGACAGAACGAGGACAGUCAUGGCGUUGACGAUCUUGCAUCGUCUCGUGAAGGACGCAAAGACGGGGCCGGGGAUGCCGUUUGGCGAGACGCUGUGUGCUGCGCUACACUCCAUCCAUACCCCCGAUGCCGCGGCGGGAGUAGCGAGCGCCGGGGUCCUGUUACUCUGCGCGGUCCUCGAGCGCGGCGUACCCGGGCUAUGUCAGGCGGAGGCGUGGGAACGGGUCGAAGCCUUUUCUCGCAUGUACCCGGCCGCGAUGGCCGCUGUUGUCAGCGCGCUGGGCGGAACGGGAACGGAGAUGGGGCGGGUGGCCGGGUUGGUUGUUCUGGAGUCUGUUGCUGGCGGUCGAUCGACCCCGAUGAACACACUGGAGGCGGGGAGGAGGGGAAGGAGACGCCAACACGCGGGGUCGUCAGCACCGGGCGCUCCCGCGAUACCACUACCACCGGCACCACCGACCGACCCACUGACACACCACCUUCUGACCGCGUCGACCCACCCCUCGUACGCAGUCCGCACCCUCGCCGCCCGCUGUCUCGCGCACACCACCCCGCCGGCCCUAGUACAUACCCGCGUCCUGCCCGCCCUGACCCGCAUCCUCACCGGACGCACGGGCGGUAACGCGCUGCAUGGCGCGUUGUGUUGCGUGGAGGCGUUGGCUGCGAUGUAUCCGACUGGGACGGCCGAGACGCACACGGCCGUGAAGGGGAUCGUCACGACGACGCUCACGCUGCACGCCACGCUCGCGCACCGGCACCCGUUCAUCCAGGCCGCGUUUGCGGAUGUUGUGGAUGCGGCGCGCGCGGGUGGGGUCGAUGUGGGUGCGGAUGUUGAGGCGUUUGUGGAGGGUGUGCGGAGGGCGGGCGGGAUGCCCUGUUUGGAGUACCAGGUGGGAUGAAGACUAGGAUGAACGAUAGGAGCGCGUAUGUAUAUAGUAGCCGGGUAAUCUAGUGUACAGGGAAAAGCGUAGAGUAUCAGAAA